Molecule: messenger RNA, 864 nt
Organism: Seminavis robusta
Lineage: Eukaryota; Bacillariophyta; Bacillariophyceae; Naviculales; Naviculaceae
Source: the annotation of a GenBank genome assembly
AUGGAGGCAACGGUAGUCGCCAGUGAAAACGUUCUCAAAGAGCAUGGAUCCACCAUCAAUCCAACAGCGGCUUUCGUCUUGUCCAGUCUCGGGACUGCGAUUAUUCUCUUUUCGCUACUCUCCACUUGUAUACGAUAUAGGAACCAUGAUGAAGACGAAUGUGUCGUGCCCAAGAACGGACUAAGGGCGCUCAUGAUAGCACUCACAUCCCUUUUAGUAUCCAUGCUACUCUAUUUCAUUUAUGCCAUUAUGCUCAUGGAUCGAGACAAAAUGGACUAUCUGGGACCCAUGAGGGUUACCGGAGUCCGAUACCAAGAGCGCAUUUCGAGCACAAUACGAGGUGGGAGGAAACAUUACAAAACGUACUACGAUGCCGUGUAUGACUUGAACUGGGGAUACGAGUGGGCGUGUCCCGGUAUGAUGUCCCCGGAUGGUAGACCCGGGCAAUGUCAGUCGUCGGUCGACGUUGUGGGGUGUUCGGUACGAAUAUGUCAACGACGCGUUUGUUUUGAUACCGAAAAAUACGAAGCUUUGAAUCAGGUGGAAGCCUGCGUCCAGCACAAGCAAGUGUUUGACUUGAAUGCCACCUACACAGCCUACAAUCCCUACAUGGGACCAUCGCAGGAUGUCGACUGGCCCCACAUUAAUGCGUUUGGAAACUGUGAAACCUGCGAAAGCAAGUUCUCAGUGGCUACAUCGGAUGCCUUGGCGGACAUACAAAUAGCAGCUUCGGUCUUUUUGGGUGCUGGCUGCCUUUUGCUCAUAGUAUUGACGUAUCUUUGGUGCCGACCCGUCAACAGCAAUCGUGAUGUGCAUCCAGAGCCACCUCAAGAGAAAGAACCGCCACCAAGCAAACAACUCUGA